Eurytemora carolleeae is the source of this 951-nucleotide messenger RNA. RefSeq lists its product as uncharacterized. The record is from RefSeq and is a predicted model, not a curated record. NCBI's taxonomy places the organism in Eukaryota, Metazoa, Arthropoda, Copepoda, Calanoida, Temoridae. The coding region runs from base 260 to 712 and encodes 150 amino acids. The transcript is spliced from 6 exons.
ACGUUUACUUCUAGGUGAAGAGGUUCAAACUGGUAACUUGGAGGAUAAAGGUUUACAGGUUCAGGACGGAGCCAUUUGUCUCAGGCUGAAAGGGAAUUGUUAUAUACGAGGAAAUAAUUUCCACAACUGCAGUUUAGUUUUCCUGGCUCAGAACGGCGCAGAACCAACCAUUUCUGAAAACAACAUAGAGACUUGUCUCAUAGGUAUUAUAAGUGGUUCAGGCUCAGCUCCCAAGCUCACUAAGAAUAUUUUCCACUGCAUGUUGAUGAGUAUUGGGAUCUUCAUCGCAAGGUCUAGGGGAACAGUCUCCAGCAAUGUGUUUCGAUAUGUGGCGAAUGGUUUAGAUAUUUACCGAAGCUCUGCUCCAACAGUUUUUGAAAAUACAUUUACAAGCUUAGCAUUUCCUGGCCUUGGUGGUUCCUUGGUCUAUGAUAUUCAUAAAGUUAAAAGCGGAAAAGUGGAAGAUAUGGAAAGUUCUGACAUAAUAACCUUCAAUUCUAAAUCCAGUCAAUCAGAAACGAAUGCCUUAGUGCAAAACCGGUUUUGUACAAUGGAGCGAACACGUGUCUGCUCAAACUGUCGACUGCAGCGCCUCUGUGUGGUGAAAUGUGGAACUUGUGAACAAAUUUACUAUUGUAGUGAGGCAUGUCAGGAGCAUGAUAGAAAACGACAUUCUAACUUUUGUUCUCUGUCUUUGAAAGAUAUGUUGUGAGAGUACUUAAGAAAUUUAAUGUUUGUAAUCUUUUAUAUGUGUUAAUGUAUCAGAGGCGUAUUCAGAUAUUUGUCCAAUUGGGGGCUUACAUUUUUUCUUUCUAGGAGGGGGUGGGCUCAUGGCACCUGUUGGGGCCUGAAACCCCCAAAACUAUGCCUCUGAAAUGUAUUUGUAUAUUAUUUAUAUAUAAUAUAUAUGUUUCCUAAUAAUUCCAAAAUAAAAAAAAUAUUGUUUUAAAA